UAACCUAACGUAAACAUAAUUAAUUUGGAUUAACAUUGGACAGCACAGUAAAAUUAUAGCGUUAUAUAUAAAACGUUAAGGAUGAGACUGUUAAAUUGUUUACGAGACAAUCUGCAUUGGCCGAAACGCGUGCUCGGCAUCUCGAAACUAUCCGCUUUCGAGUUUCUUAAAAUCACGCAUUCCGACUUAUCGCAUAAUCAGCUAUUAAAUCAGUUGAGAAAACAAAGUAUAGACCCUGACGAGAUCCUCGCGAAGCAUCAUCGGCAGCUCACUUGCGAGAAAGAACUUGCGGGCAUUCUACAUAAUCUCAACGUCAAUUAUCGGAUUAUGAAAAGAAUAGAUGACGCGAAAUGCGUAGAUUGGGCCGACCUGGUGAUUACAAUCGGCGGAGACGGCACCUUUCUCUUGGCCUCGAAACUGAUAACGAAUAAUAAAACGCCGAUAUUCGGCAUUAAUCCACAUCCCGGAACUAGUACCUUCACACUGCCGAUUGAGUACAGCACGGACAUCGAAAGGAUAUUUGAGAAACUGCAUGCGGAAGAUUACACCGUCUUGAUGAGAAGUCGUAUACGUACAGUAAUGACAGGAGAAGGAUUAUAUCAACAGCCCUUUCACGUUCAUGAAAAGAGUCGCAUGCAAAACGAAAAAAGAGUCGACGCACUCAUGAGAUCCACUCAGAGGAAAAUAGCAGAUGCCCUGCAGCCCCGUCAGAGAAUUUUACCUUGGCUGGCAUUAAACGAGGUGUUCAUGGCCGAAUUUUUGGCAUCGAGGCCGAUCGUGUUGACGAUUCAGGCAGAUGAAGAGAAGAGGUUCAUGAUCCGUUCCUCGGGUAUCUGUGUCUGCACGGGCUCAGGCUCUCGGUCCUGGUUCAGGACGAUGAAUUUGCAGACCGCCGAAACCGUUCAAACGCUUGUGGCCAUGGCAACUGGCAGGCAACUUGACGAGAAAGAAACCCGCGAAGUGUUGCACAAGUAUCACAGUAAUCUUCUGUUUCCACCAGACAAUUUAAAAAUGGCAUAUAUGAUAUACGAAAUGUCUCGAAGUUCACUCUGGCCAAAGAUUAUUUCGGACAAGCGAAUGUGUUGCAAAAUCAAAGUCAAGUCGACGGGUUUUGAUGCCGGCCUUGUUUUAGAUGGCAGCGUGUCUUUACCUUUCAAUGAUGGCAGCACCGCGUCCUUCGAGAUUCGACCCGAAUAUUCAUUGAAAAAUAUUAUUUUGCAAUAA
Mycetomoellerius zeteki is the source of this 1224-nucleotide messenger RNA. RefSeq names its product NAD kinase 2, mitochondrial. Gene Ontology annotation, biological process: NAD+ metabolic process; NADP+ biosynthetic process. The record is from RefSeq and is a predicted model, not a curated record. Gene Ontology annotation, cellular component: mitochondrion. Gene Ontology annotation, molecular function: NAD+ kinase activity. The coding region runs from base 82 to 1224 and encodes 380 amino acids. Lineage: Eukaryota; Metazoa; Arthropoda; Insecta; Hymenoptera; Formicidae. The transcript has 5 exons.